AUGCCUGAAAACGCGAUGGCAGCUUUCAUCAUGUACCCACCAAAUGAUACAAAAUACGAUGAAUUCGAGGCGUUCUCGCAGUUCGGUAUCAUUUGUGAAAAUGGGAUGUGGCGCACUACAAAAUAUCCGAAAGUUGCCUAUCUUGUCGAUGGAAUAGUGCAUGACUUCCCACUUCCGUUUAGUCAAUACGAUGGGAAAAAGUCGGGAAUUGCGAGAUUUGCGUGGUGA
Molecule: messenger RNA, 228 nt
Organism: Caenorhabditis remanei
Lineage: Eukaryota; Metazoa; Nematoda; Chromadorea; Rhabditida; Rhabditidae
Exons: 2
Coding region: 1-228 (75 amino acids)
Source: RefSeq, a predicted model, not a curated record